This is a messenger RNA of Saccostrea cuccullata (small rock oyster), 4035 nucleotides long. RefSeq names its product secretory carrier-associated membrane protein 1-like. Lineage: Eukaryota; Metazoa; Mollusca; Bivalvia; Ostreida; Ostreidae. The transcript has 10 exons. Bases 136 to 1338 code for a protein of 400 amino acids. Gene Ontology annotation, biological process: protein transport. Gene Ontology annotation, cellular component: recycling endosome membrane; trans-Golgi network membrane. The record is from RefSeq and is a predicted model, not a curated record.
UUGCGCAUGCUUCAUUUAUGCGGAAGCCGGGAUUCUGCCAUAUCUCGAAGACCAAGUCAUCCCCCAAAACAAAAAUUACAACGCAUGUCUAAACACUAAGGAUAAAACGUCUUUGUUUUCAUUAAUUUGUGAACCAUGUCGGAAAUAGAUAGCAACCCCUUUGCUGAUCCAGAGGCAGCAAAUCCUUUUGCGGAUCCCUCUGUCCAGCAAGCAAGAGGCGGUCAGCAGACAGGAGCCGGGGCUGUUGAUGACUACAAUCCAUUUGCCGAGGGAAACCAGACAAGACCCACAGCAGGGUCAAUGAGUGAUGAACCACUAAUAAAAGGAUCAUAUAAUUCUUACUCUUCGGCAACAAUACCACCCCCACAACCAGCUCAGACCCAACCAGCAAUAAUGCAGCCUUCAAAUGAACCUCCUCCUUACACAGAGAGCUCAGCCCAGAGAGUUGACACAGCAGACCUACAGAAAAGACAAGAGGUAAUGGGAUAUGCUUUAAACACUUCAAAUGAACCUCCUCCAUACUCAGAGGUUUCAGCCCAGAGUGUUGACACAGCAGAUUUACAGAAAAGACAAGAGGAAUUAGAGAAAAAAGCUGCAGAGCUGCAAAGGAAAGAACAAGAAAUGAGAAAUAUGCAGUACAAUGAGCGAGCAAACAACUGGCCACCACUUCCCAAGUUUUGUCCUGUUGGACCCUGUUUCUACCAAGACUUCAAUGUAGAUAUUCCUAUGGAAUUCCAAAGGACAGUUAAAAUUGUAUAUUAUUUAUGGUUAUUUUACGUAAUUGUUCUCUUUCUCAACAUCUGGGCCAGUUUGGCGUUUUUCAUUGCUGAUCCUGAUGGAGGAGCCACAUUUGGCAUGUCAAUAGUGUGGUUCGUCCUGUUCACACCUUGUUCAUUUAUAUGUUGGUAUAGACCACUGUACAAAGCAUUCAGAUCAGACAGUUCAUUCAGCUUUUUUGUAUUUUUCUUCAAUUUCUUCUUCCAAGCCAUUUGUUGUGUAGUCAUGUUAAUAGGGAUAACAGAUUUCACAGUUGGCAUCAUCAAUGGCCUGACCAUGACCGGCUACAAAAACGAUGGGAAGGGGGUCAGCCACAUAGGGGUGGCGCUGGUCAUGAUAUUUAUUGGUCUGAUGUUUGGCAUUCUAGCCUUGUUAGAUUUUAUCAUGCUGGUCAAGGUGCACAAAAUCUAUAGGAGCACGGGGGCCAGUUUUGACAAAGCUAAGCAGGAAUUCUCCACUGGUGUGAUGAAGAAUGAGACUGUUCAGGGGGUAGCUGCCAAUGCGGCCCAGGGCGCCGUCAAGGGCAUGGCCAGUCAGUACGGAUCCAACAACAAGUACUGAAGGGACCACGUAUGCCCCCCGCCAAGGGACGUGUAGGAAUUGUAGGAGAUUACAUGUAGAGGUGUCAAUGGAAGACUCGUUCAACCUGUAUGAACUUUAUGUGGUAAUGAAGUAUUUUAAGUUAUGAAAUUACAAUUAUUUAUAUUAUGAUUUAUUGUUGAAUGGCAAAGACUUGAUGUAGUCACAUGUUUGAAUGUCUGAGUCAUUUUUAGUAGGAGCCUGUGUUUAUGUAAGGGAAGUCACCAUGUGCUUGUUCAGAUAAAGGGAGAAAGUUGUGUAUUAAUGGAUGUUGCUUAUGCUUGCACAGAUGUAGAAAGAGAGAGAAAGGAGAAUAGCUUUAGUUUUAUCAUUACCAUUACAUUUUUAUGCCCCCCUUCGAAGAAGGGAGGGCAUAUUGCUUUGCUGCUGUCUGUCGGUCCGUCGGUCUGUCGGUCCGUCGGUCCGUCGGUCUGUCGGUCCAUUCAGUUUCCGUUCAUUUUCUUCAUAACCCUUGCCCAUACUGAAAUGAAAUUUGGUAUACAGAUAUAUCACAUGAAUAUCUAGGCCAAGUUCUGUUUUGGGUACGAUCGCACCAUUUUUGAGAGAGUUAUGCCCCUUGGACUUGGAAAAAUUUCAAUUAUUUGCAGUUUCCGCUCAUUUUCUUUGCAACCGUUGCACAUACUGAAUUAAAAUUUGGUAUACAGAUAAAUCACGUGAAUAUCUAGGCCAAGUUCUGUUUUGGGUACGAUUGCACCAUUUUUGAGAGAGUUAUGCCCCUUGGACUUGGAAAAAUUUCAAUUAUUUGCAGUUUCCGCUCAUUUUCUUUGCAACCGUUGCACAUACUGAAAUCAAAUUUGGUAUACAGAUAUAUCACACUAAUAUCUAGGCCAAGUUCUGUUUUGGGUACGAUUGCACCAUUUUUGACAGAGUUAUGCCCCUUGGAGUUUGAAAAAAUUUCAAUUAUUUGCAGUUUCCGUUCAUUUUCUUUGCAACCGUUGCACAUACUGAGAUGAAAUUUAAUAUACAGAUUAAUCAGAUGAAUAUCUAGGUCAAGUUUUGUUUUGGAUACAAUCGUGCCAUUUUUGACAGAGUUAUGCCCCCUUGGACUUACAAAAAAAUUCAAAUUUGGGGGGAGGGGGGCAUAAGUGUUUUACAAACAUCUCUUGUUUAAAAAGAAUUCCAGCACAGAUGAAUAAUUUCACUGAUAUUGUCAUGAUUGGGUAUUUUGAUUAAAGGAAUUCCAUUUCAAGCAAAUGACCAUUGAUGUAAAAAUGUGUAAUAUCAAGAUUGCUUUAUCUGCAUCAUUCAACAGAAAAUGACUUCAUUCAAAUUGUCAGUUUGAUUUUAUAUAAAUAUUUGUGUAAAAUAGAGGUGUGCAUAUCUAUGUUUUUGCCAGCUUAUGUAAGCAAUACAGUGCUUCAUUCCCCUACAAAUUCAUUGGUUUGUAAAAAUGAUAGAGAAGUCCAAUUGUAAUUUAACAAUUUGUAUGUAUAUGUUGGUUCUAGUUCCUGGAAAACACUUGAGUGAUUGAUGAAUGCUUAGGUAGGGGUUAUCUACAUUAACAGUUUACGCUAUAGCUAAUGGUACAUGUAUAUUUUGUGGGUGGGUAUUAAGUCGUAGCAUAGUCAAGAAAGUGUGCACUCAACAUAUUGGAGAAAUAAUUGUUUCUCUUAGUCAUAUUUUAUCAAUUCCAUGUUUAUAGGAUAAAGAUAUUAUAUAAUAAAAAGCAUUUUGCUUAUAUGAAGUUUAUAGUUUAAAAAGGCAAGCUUCUUUUCAUGAUGUAUGUUAUUCAAAUUAUGAAGCCCCAAUAAUUGCCAAACAAUUUGUCAAAUAUAAAUAAUCUGAUUCAUGAUUGUGAUUCAACAAAAUUUGGAUAAUAAGAUGUUACUGUGUAUCUGUGUUUGCCAUUCUGAUUGGGUUUGGUAGAUCUUUGCCUGUGUUAUUGUUUUCUCCCAGCUCUCGUUGUGCAGGGAAAACUUCAACAAUCAUAUCAUCAAGAUUCUGUACAUAACACAUAUAUUUGUUAUACUUUGUUAAUGAUAUUUCUUUUCCUUUUUUUGUCACUUCUCUUCUUUGUUGUACAACUUUUUCAUUUCUAUUUUCUUACUCCACAAAACAAAGCAAUGUUACAUUUGAUUCAUACAGAGAUUGAGUUUACUAGUAUGCAUUACUGACAUAUUUAAUUGAUUUAACAAUUGUUGUUUAUUGGUCACAAAAUACUAUCAUUGAAUUUCACUGAUUUAUGAUCACUUUAAAACUUUUUAAUUUUGCACUAAUUUUGAUUAGUCACUUUCCCCUAAAGACAUGUUUAAAGAAAUAAAAUGUGUGUUUGUGUAGAAAUUAUGACUUGGAAUGUGUUUAAAAAUUUUUAUGUACAGUCUCUAUGGCUACUUGGUGUUUAAAUGACACAUUCUCUGAAUUUUACCCAAGUCACUAGUAAGUGCUAUGUAGUUUGUUUAAAAAUUAUAUUUGUGUCCAUUGAAAGUUUUCAGAUUUCUCUAGAAUUAUGUUAAUGAACUAAAAUAAUGUCAAUCCAACCACAUUCCAGUAGGAAUAUAUUGUAAAUGAAACAUGCCUAGUACAAAUGACGGGAAAAUUUAAAUGAGUUUUAGUCAGUCAUCAGUAGCUGCAUGUAAUUGUUGUUGUUUUGUGGGUUAAAACCUGUAAAAGAUUUACGUACACUUUCUGUUACUAAGAAUAAAUAUAUUUAAAGCUGCA